Molecule: messenger RNA, 3999 nt
Organism: Heterotrigona itama
Lineage: Eukaryota; Metazoa; Arthropoda; Insecta; Hymenoptera; Apidae
Source: the annotation of a GenBank genome assembly
AUGAAGAAUCCUUAUUUCCUCGCGUGUUUCCUGCUGCUGCCCACGGCGUUGCUGGGCCUCACACUGCAGGAGGACGACCUGGUGUUCGACGACGUCGGCGAAGAGACGACCAGCACCGCAGCCACGGUCAUCAAGACCAACUGGUACGAGCAGAAAUACUCCGACGACACGAAGAGGCAUCAGUUCGACAAUGAGCGCGUUAUCCCUCAUGUCGUCGUGCCGGUUGGCCACGUGCUCAAGCUCAAGGUCCACAAGGAAGCUUUCACCGGCCCCGAAGACUACUACGAGCUGUUCGACACUGACGGGAAGCUGCUACGAUGGUUGUAUUGGGACGACGCAGCGUCGACUCUGAUGGGCGUCCCGACGAAGAAGGACGUGGGUAGACGCGUACUGAGCGUGAAAGUGGUGCCAAAGCACGACGUAGCCGAGACGAAGGACCUGUUCGUCGUGCAAGUGAUUCCGGAGAAGCACGAGGAAUUGAAGCACAGGAACGGAAAGACACACUGCAGCGAAGGGGAAGAACAGACGCUGCUGACGAUACUGCUGGAUGCCAGGUUCGACAACCUCUCGCCGGCCACUCGAGUCAACACCAUCGAGAACCUAGCAGGGUUUCUGGGACUUCACGUGAGCGCGUUCUCGAUGCAUCCGCAAAACGUCAAGGAAAGCUUCAACGACGAUUCCACCGUGAUCCUCAGCGGACCAGGGAACGUGAAACACCGGAAGGAGAAGCACCUUACGGCGGUCCAAUGGCAGGUCGGCUGCGACGGCCAUUUAUGGAGGCAUCAGACGGAUUUGGUGAAACAUCUGCGGGAACAAGCGAAAGACGGCACCCUGGCGGAAGUGAUGCAACUUCCGGUUCUGUUAUGGCGCGUGAAGACGGAAUCAAGCUUGUUGCUGAGAAACAGAAGGGAGAGUGGUUCUGGACACUAUAGUAAUCCGGACUACGAGAAUUACGACGAUGAUUAUGACAUCGAAUACGAUGGGGAGGAAGGCGAAGACGGCGAGGAUGGCGAGGACGGUGAAGACAGCGAUGACUCGCAAGUACCGCCAACUUUCAUGCCGGAGACGAAUUCUCCCAAAGCAAAUGUACCGGAACAUCCUCACAGGCAUCACCACGGCGAAGAGCCUAUCGAUUGGAACACAACAACCACUGAACUUACAUCACCACCAUCAACAACUCCAACAACCACCACCACGACGACCAUCUCAACUACUUCGACAACAACAACCACCCAACAACCACCCUCGUCAACGGCCACUAGUAUAACAACUAGCACAACAACGAGUACAACAAUAGCAGAUACAACAACAACAACAGCAAGCAUCAUGCCGACCAUCAUUGUCCCAUCGACCGAGACAGUGGAGAGAUCGGAGAGCACCGAAGAGACAACGAAGAAUACCAAAUACACGGAGAACGAAUCUCUAAACGUCUCAUCCGUCACUAUACCAGAACUCACCACCAUCCCUCCUUCGGUAAUCGUUCCUCAGUCUAGCACCACAACCACAGGAACCACCGUUGUUGUCGAAAGGACGGAACCGGACGUCACCACUGGUACCAUUAAUGUCACCACAGAAGAGCCGACGGAACAAUCGUCCACGUCCUCGACGAAACAGCCCGCUACUCUGUUACCGGCCACAGUACCUGCCCACACCAGCACCACAACCGCGUUCACAGCCACCGCGUUCGUCACAAAUAUCACCACGACACCUACAACAACGACACAGAUGAGAACAAUACCAACCACACCAAUGCCAACUACGACAACCACCACUACCACCACUACCACUACUACCACUAUGGCUCCGACCACUGCUAGCACAACCACCACCACGACUACAACCACUCCAGCACCGACCAGCCCUGCCACCGAACCACCUAGGAUUACCACGGAAACCAUAGAGUACGGAAUUCGUAACUCCGCGCCUAAGCAAGAUAGAAGACUGAAGAAGAUACCGGUUACUGCUGGGAAACCGUUGAACUACGUUAUACCCGCCAACACGUUCAGCGAUCUCGAAGACGGGGACACCAGGAACCUGAAGCUGAGUUUGUAUCUGCAGGGUGGUGCACCAUUGAAACCGAGUCAUUGGCUGCAGUUCAAUCAAAGGACGCAGGAGGUUUACGGAUUGCCAUUGGAGAAUGAUAUUUCUACCUGGACCUACGAAUUGAUAGCCGCUGACAGCGAGGGAUUAAACGUGACUGAUCGGCUUGAUAUUCACGUACAACAGCACAAGCUCAGUCGCAGCGUGAAUCAUGAAUUCAGUAUUUACUUAAGGAUCGAUAAGCGUACUGAGUUUCCCACAGACGUUGACUGGGAGCUAAAGGUAAUUCGAGGCAUAGCCGAAUUGUACGACGAUAGCGAUACCAGGCAUAUCACUGUCAGAUCGGUUGACAUCGAUCGCGAUCAAGCGAUUUUCACUUGGACCAACGAUAGUUUACCCAGAAGCAGCGAGUGCCCUAAAGAAUAUAUCAACGAUCUAUUGCAUGUUCUGAUCGACAGGAACGGUGAUCCUAGUUCCUUGUUAAGAGAUGUCCUUCUUCCUGAAAUUAGAGUGAAACGAGUGGUCUAUCAAGGUAUUGGACAGUGCGAGGACAUGACCCGUCCAGAAAUACCAAGAAUAUCUACCCAAGAGCCUAAAUCAAACUUUCCACCAGUACCAAGGAACCAGGUGGACCUUGUUAAUGCCACUGUUGGCCAGUUGCUCGUAUUUAAAGUACCAGAGGAUACUUUCUACGACGCGGAAGACGGUUCAGCAAGAAACAUGCAAAUGUCUCUACUAACCAUCGAACGCAAGCCUAUUUCUCCGCACGAGUGGUUGCAAUUCGACAGCAAGAACCAAGAAUUUUAUGGAGUGCCAAUGCGUAGUGACGUUGGGCGCAAGGAAUAUCAACUAGUAGUUACGGACAAAGACGGCGCGAGCGCCACUGACGGCCUAGUGGUAGUUGUUCACUCCGCACCCUUCAUGCACCACACGGUGGAGUUCUCGAUGACUUUGGACAUUCCAUACGAGUCGUUCGCGCACUCUGCCCUUCAGAAGCGCAACUUCAUUGAGAAGCUUCGCGAUCUGUAUCAGGACAAAGAUACCAAUGCGAUCUCUUUGCACAGUAUAUCGAACGGCAGCACGGUGAUCACGUGGCACAACAGAACCUUGCCUACCUCAUAUUGCGCGCACGAAGAAGUGAGCAGGUUGCGGUCAGUGCUCGUUAAGAGUGACAACGAUCGUCGAUCCGUCACGGACGAAGUUCUGGACGUCAUGGGCCUGAAGUUCCCCGUGAAACAGAUCACCGUGAUCCCUAUGGGCAUCUGUCUUGGCGAGUUACCAAACGUUCACUCGCCAGACAGCCACGCUCCACCGCUGGAUGGAGAUUCCACGUCAGUCGGGGCAUUCCACGACGAUUAUCUUAUCACGUUCGUCCUGCCAGCUAUAAUAAUCGCCAUAAUGCUAAUCCUAGCUGGCAUCAUCGCCUGUGUGCUAUACAGACGAAGGCGUAGCGGGAAGAUGAGCGUCAGCGAACAGGACGACGAGAGACAGAGCUUUCGCAGCAAGGGAAUACCCGUCAUUUUUCAGGACGAGCUGGACGAAAAGCCAGACCCAGGUAACAAGUCUCCCGUCAUUCUGAAGGAAGAGAAACCACCGCUACCACCCCCCGAGUAUCAAAAAGCCGAGGACGGCGCGGACGUGCCGAUGUUGCCAAAGGAGAAUUCCGAGGAACCGUACCAGCCGCCUCCGCCAUUCGCAACGAAUCGCGACACCAAUCGUCAGAAUCGUCCAAAACCCACUCCCACGUACAGGAAACCACCCCCAUAUGUACCUCCCUAACAAAAUACAGUUCACUCGCCCACGCGCAAAUAUAUGCUAGCAAUGCUCGGAGACUCCCCAAUACACGCGCAAAACCAAACCAACUAUCAGAAGAAACAGUUUGUCGGUAAAGUCGACAACUGUGGUAUUCUGAACGUAUACAACAAUCUUAACUAAACAAAGAAAACAAAAAAAAAAAAA